AUGAGUGAUGAGGAGAUCACUUACUCAACUGUGAGAUUUGGUAAGUCUUCAGAAUUGCAGACCCGAGGAAAGCAUGAUGAGACUCAAGCACCGAGACAAACUGUUCACAGAGUUUCUCGGGAUAGUGGAAACAAAUAUGAACUGCACAAAAAUCUAAACAACCUCACUCAACAGUAUCACACCCUGCAAAAGAGCAACUCCCUGAUGAAAGAAAUGCUGAAAAAUAAGUCUAGAGAGUUUGAUGACCCCAAACGUCAGAAGGAACGUGACUCCUGCAACAGAUGCUAUGGGGAAACUAAAGUUUUAGAUUGCAUACAGUUCACAGGCAAAAAUGUUGAAGGACACUGGUUCUGCUGUGGCAUAAAAUGUUAUUUCACUGUGGACAAUAAACACUGGAGUGGAUGUAUACAGACCUGCCAGUAUUACAGCUUAAAACUUUUGAAGAUAGACGAUGAUGAUGAACUGAAAUUCCUUCAGUUCAAAGUUAAUUCAAACUAUUACUGGAUUGGAUUAUCGUAUGAUACAAGAAAAAGCAAAUGGCAAUGGAUUGACAAUGGCCCAUCUAACCUUGAUUUGACAACAGUGAAAUCAUUACAGGAACGUAUAGGCUAUGCAUUUCUCAGUUAUCAAGGAAUAAACACCGAUGACUGUGGUAGAAACCAUGCCUGCAUCUGUGAAAGGAGAAUGGAUAAAUUCCCUCAUCCAGUGUGCAGUAUGAAGGAAAAGUAA
This is a messenger RNA of Chionomys nivalis (European snow vole), 729 nucleotides long. Its product is annotated as killer cell lectin-like receptor 2. The record is from RefSeq and is a predicted model, not a curated record. The transcript is spliced from 5 exons. Bases 1 to 729 code for a protein of 242 amino acids. Lineage: Eukaryota; Metazoa; Chordata; Mammalia; Rodentia; Cricetidae.